Molecule: messenger RNA, 1101 nt
Organism: Serendipita indica DSM 11827
Lineage: Eukaryota; Fungi; Basidiomycota; Agaricomycetes; Sebacinales; Serendipitaceae
Source: the annotation of a GenBank genome assembly
AUGGUCCAGCUCUCCUUUUUGUCGCUCGUUCUCGCGGCCACCUCGGCCGUCGCUCUCGAGCUCUUCGUCCCCGAACCAUGCACGUUCACGGCUACACCAACGCCGACGACUUCGAUCCCCGUCGGCAAGCGCGAUCCAAAGGGGCUCGAUGCCCUCGCCCAGCGCAAGAGGCGUUACUUUGGUGUAGCGUUUGACGUGAACCGCAUGAGCGACGCUGCAUAUACCCAGCUCAUUCUCGCUCAGUUUGGUCAAAUAACCGCCGAGAAUUCGCUCAAAUGGGAGACUACUGAGCCUUCGAGGGGCGUCUUCAACUUUACCAACGGUGAUAUUGUUGUCAAGACGGCCCAGAGGAACAAAAUGUCUUGUCAGUCGAUUGCCCCUCUCCGAGCCCACACACUCGUCUGGCACUCGCAGCUGCCGUCAUGGGUCGGAAACGGCAACUUUACCAAAAAAGAGCUCAUCUCCGUGAUGAAGAACCACAUUAACAACGUUGCCGGUCAUUACCGUGGAGUCCCAUAUGCCUGGGAUGUCGUCAACGAGGCCUUCAAUGAAGAUGGUUCGUUCAGGCAAACAGUCUUCUACUCCACCAUUGGUGAAGAGUACAUUGAUAUUGCCUUCAAGCAAGCGCGUCUCGUCGACCCAAAGGCCUUGCUGGCUAUCAACGAUUACAAUAUCGACGGCCAGGGACCAAAAUCAACGGCAGUGAUCAACCUCGUUAAGAAUGCUCGCAAACGAGGCGUUCCAAUUGACCAGAUUGGCGCUCAAGCUCACUUGGUCGUUGGCACUCUCCCAACCACCAUUCGCGAGAACUGGCAAGCUAUGGCCAACCUUGGCGUCUGGGUUGCCGUUACCGAGCUCGACAUCCGCAUGCCCACGCCCGCCAACGCUACCUCGCUCGCACAGCAGGCUGCUGAUUACAAGACGGUCGUCAAUGCAUGCCUUGCUGUCAGCCGCUGCGUCGGUGUCACCGUUUGGGGUGCUAGUGACAAAUACUCUUGGGUCCCAGAGGUCUUUUCGGGUGAAGGUGCACCCCUUCCUUACGACGACAACUUGGCUCCAAAGCCUGCGUACAACGCCAUUGUUCAAGCGCUCAAGGCAUAA